AUGCCGCCGAAGAAAAUGAUAAAAUUACUCCCGAACCAGGGUAAAUUAACAGAGUUUUUGAGAAAAGAGAAGAGUGGCAGUGAAUCUGACAUUAAUAACAACAAGGAGGUUAACGAUGAAAGGGACGCUGAUUUAGAAGCUGAACUAAAUGAAAGUGGCGAUAGAGAAACAGAGAAAACUCGGAAGAUUCGCAAGUUCCAGAAAAAAUGGCUCACUAUGUAUUCCUGGUUAAGAUUGGAGAAUGAAGACGAUAGUGAUGAAUUUAUGUAUUGCAAUGCAUGCACUGAUCAUAAAAAGGUAAAUGGUAUGAACAAAGUCGCUAAGAAUAAAAAUUUUCAGCAUUCAACAUUGACCAGGCAUGUAAACUUGGCGGAUCACAAACUUGCCAUAUUAGCACCAUGUCUCAAAGAAAACAUGGAUCAAUGUCAGAAAAAACACACCACAAAGUACGAUGAUGCUAUUAAAUCCUUACUCACAUGUGUUAAUUGGAUGGUUUCAGAAAACCUACCCCUGUCUAAAUUCAAAUCAUUGAUCGAUCUGUUGAAUGAACUUAGUCUUGAGAACAUUGCCAUCUUGAAGUCAUUUUGCAACAUCAAUUAUGAAUCGGAAUUUUCUGCUAGUGAAUUACUUGAUAGUUUAUCAAAGGUUGCUGACACACAUUUAAAUGAAAGUUUAUCAGCUUCUCCAAUGGUGACGGUUAUGUCUGAUGAAAGCACUGACAUCUCAAAUACAAAAAGACUAGUUAUUUAUGCCCAACUCAUCUCUGAUGACAUGAAACCCUCUACACAUUAUGUCAACAACAUGGAAUGUACAGAUGCAACAGGCAAAGGCAUAGCUGUAUCUUUACUUGAUGAAUUUAAACAAAGAGGAGUGCCAGCUUCGAAAAUUAUGAGUAUGGGAUCAGAUGGGGCCUCAGCAAUGACUGGGAAACAAAAUGGUGCAGCAGCCAUUAUGCAACGUCAGAAUCCACAUAUGGUAAAUGUACAUUGUGUGGCUCACCGUCUAGCCUUAUGUACAUCACAGGCAGCUUCCAAGAAUUCACAUCUCCAGGCACACCAACAGAUUUUGACAGAUUUGUUUUACUACUUUAAGGGCAGCAGUAAACGACAGUCAAAACUCAAAGAAAUUCAAAACAUCUUGGAUGAUCCUUGCCUUACAAUUAAAGAAAUCAACUCUGUAAGGUGGUUGUCUUACUUUAGUGCCCUGUCAACUGUCCAGAGAACCGUAGACAGUCUCCUAACAUAUCUUGCUGAGGCGGAUGGGAAUAAGGAUGCUAAAGCUGCUGGUUUGAGGAAAAAGAUUGCAAGUGAAUCCUUCAUUUCAAUUACAUACAUGAUGAUGGAUGCCAUGGCACCAGUAACUAUUCUGUCACAGUUCUUUCAAACAGAAAAUGUGGAUUUAGCUCUUGUAAAGGUGAAGAUAGAUUUGUGCCUCUCUGACCUUGAGAAAAUUAAAAGCAUGGGAUCUCCUCAUCUACAAGCUGUGAAGGAAGAGAUGGACGUCCAAACAGGAUUUUUUCAGGGGCAUUCCAUAAAGAAAACAAAUUUGAACUUAAACAACCUAACAGCAGAUUUUAUUGAUGCCCUGAAGGAAAACAUCAUAGCAAGCAUCCUUGCUUUAAGACCUAUAAGUUUUCUUAGCAAUGAGGAGUUAAUCAACUUUGGUGAGGAAGAGAUUAACACACUGUGUAAAUUUCAUGGGGAAAGAAGAACUGUUGAGUGGAGUGAUGAAAAAGGCAAUCAUAAGAAUUCAAGUGAAGCUGUUAUUUCAGCAGAAAAGACCAAGGAAGAGUGGAACUUCUUAAAAAGAGUAGUUCUUGCUGAACAUUAUCCUCGAGAUUGUUUUUGGAAGUUGUGGAAUUUGAUUGUCACUUAUCACAAGGAACAAUUCCCUAAUCUGAUUGUAUUAGCACAACUGGCCCUUACCUCAGCCGUGCACACUGCUGGUUGUGAGAGGGGCUUUUCCAUGCAAAAUCAAAUUCUGACCAAACUAUAG
Molecule: messenger RNA, 1995 nt
Organism: Saccostrea echinata
Lineage: Eukaryota; Metazoa; Mollusca; Bivalvia; Ostreida; Ostreidae
Product: zinc finger protein 862-like
Exons: 6
Coding region: 1-1995 (664 amino acids)
Source: RefSeq, a predicted model, not a curated record